Fonsecaea multimorphosa CBS 102226 is the source of this 957-nucleotide messenger RNA. RefSeq lists its product as uncharacterized. The transcript is spliced from 3 exons. Gene Ontology annotation, molecular function: protein binding. Lineage: Eukaryota; Fungi; Ascomycota; Eurotiomycetes; Chaetothyriales; Herpotrichiellaceae. The record is from RefSeq and is a predicted model, not a curated record. The coding region runs from base 1 to 957 and encodes 318 amino acids.
AUGUCUUCCGAGAUCCCAAGCUCAGUUUUGGUUCAACUGAUGCAGUCGGGCGACUUCAGCGAUCUGAAGUUUCUCUGCAAUGGCGAGGAGUUCAAGGUCCACAAGGCGAUUGUUUGCACGCAGUCUCCGGUGAUCAAGGCGGCCACUGAAGGAUCUUUUGAGGAGUCACGCACCAACGUUAUCAAAAUGGACAACUUCGAUCCCAGAGUCGUGAGACAGCUGGUGCAAUUCAUAUACACUGGCGACUACGAAGUUGACGGGGACCAACAUGUGACUCCCGACCAAGGAACUUGUGAAGGCGUCAGCGACAAGGUUGAGGAAGGUACACUGUCGAAAAGUCAAGCUCCACCUGAUGAAGACCAACCCAACAGCACAAGUUCCUCCUUGCCAACCGCGUCAGAUGCGGGAGCGGCGGAUCCUCUUCUCCAACACAUCCGCGUCAAUUCUAUCGGCGACUAUUACGGGGUGGAGAGACUUGUUUCACUAGCGAACAGGAAGAUUAAGUGUCUUCACAAGGAUGCGAACGACAAGUCUUGGGUUGGAUGCCUGCCCGCCGCAAUCGAAGCAGCGUCCCAGUCAACAGGAGAUCACCAAGUCCAGGAAAUCCUGGCUGAAGCGACUGCAGAGAAUCUUCCCACUCUGCUGUUUUCCACUCUGCUGGUGUCAGAUCGAUUCAAGAGCCUCAGCCUCUUCACGGACUUCUCAAUAAGAGUCUUGGAGUAUUGUGCCCUUAAUAAUAAAACCCUCAAGUAUAAGCUCGCGACCGCGCACUCUUCCCACGCCGAGACGCAAAAGCAGGUCAAAAUCCGAGAAAUGGAGAUCGAAAAGUUGAAAGAGUGCAUGAGGGUCUUGAACAAGACCAGCGAGUGCAGGAAUUGCGCUGCUGAGUUCAAGUGUACGAUUGACCCGAACGAGCGUCUUUUGCGGUGCGCCAAGUGCAUGUGCAAGCACUACUAA